Messenger RNA from Closterium sp. NIES-65, 2013 nucleotides. The record is from the annotation of a GenBank genome assembly. Lineage: Eukaryota; Viridiplantae; Streptophyta; Zygnematophyceae; Desmidiales; Closteriaceae.
AUGCACCCCACUCUCCUCGCCUUCUCUUUCUUCCUCCCCCUCCCUCCCCCGCCCAUCUCCCUCCGUCUGCCCUUUUUCUCUCACCUCCCCUUCCCCUCUCCCCCCCCCUCCCUCCCCCCUCUCUCCCGCCUCUCCCCCAUACCCAACGCCCAUCCCUCCGCGGCAGCCAGCUCGCCCGCAACGCCCUGGAUGCGCCUCUGGGGGGCGAGCUCUCCGCACUCUCCAACCUGCAGAAGCUGGGCUGCUUUGGUUGGCGGGUCAAGAGUGGUAGCAGGGGUGUCGGUGUGCGGUGCUGCUGCCGGCCGGGGCAGCGACCUGAGUGGUAACCGCAUUCCCGGCGCCCUGCCCGUAGGCCUGUCCGCCCUGACAGCGCUGGAGAUUCUCUCCCUCGCGUCCAACCAGCUUGCUGACUCCUUUCCCUCAGGCCUCUCCGCACUCACUGCCCUCAAACACCUCGAGUUGGGCAGCAACACCUUCAGCGGGCCCCUGCCCGACAGCUGGAGCGCUCUCUCCGGCCUGCACCUGCUGUCAGUGCUGCCCCUCGCUCCUUCCCUGCCUCUUGUUCUGCCUCCCCAUAAGCCGACCUGGCCGGUGCGGGGGUGCGCACCCCGCCACCGGACUCAUGGGCAGCGCUCUCAUCGCUGGAGAUCGCCUCUCUGCAGCACAGCGAUAACCUCACUGCGCCCUUCCCCUUUCCCACCCCCAGUGACUUGGCUAGUGCAGGAGUGCGCACCCCGCCACCGGACCCAUGGGCAGCGCUCUCAUCGCUGGAGACCUACCCCCUCCCCCUACCCACUCCCCCUACCCCCUCCCUCUUUCCCCUCCCCUACCCCCUCCCCCUUCCCCUCUCCUCCCCUCCCUCCUCCCAGCGACCUGGCUAGUGCAGGAGUGCUCACUCCGCCACCGGACUCAUGGGCGGCACUCGCAUCACUCGAGAUCGUCUCGCUGCACAGCAACAACCUCACUGCACCCUUCCCCGCCUUCCUGCUGCAACUGCCCAACAUCUCCGACAUGUGCGUCUCUGUGGGCCCUGCCCCAUUCAUCCCUCCCCUCCAUACCCAUACAUGCGCAUCCACCAUCGCAACCAUCACAUACCAGUACCAUCGCCUCGUCUCCAUCUGUCCACCACCCGCCCCUCCAAACCACCCCCUCCCCCCUUCUCCCCUUCUCCCCCCCUUCUCCCCUUCUCCCCCCCUUCCCCCCUCCCCAGCGAGGUGUCCUCCAACUACCUGGACAGGUCGGCUCCUCAGUCUCCUGGUUUUUGAAAAUUCCACCACCCUCUCCUCUCACCGCCUCUCCUCUCACCGCCCCGCCUCUCCUCUCACCACCCUCUCCUUUCACCGCCUCUCCUCUCACCACCCUCUCCUUUCACCGCCUCUCCUCUCACCGCCCCGCCUCUCCUCUCACCACCCUCUCCUUUCACCGCCUCUCCUCUCACCGCCUGCCCCUCCACAUUCCCCCCCUCCACCUCCUACCCCCCCAAGCGAGGUGUCCUCCAACUACCUGAACGGGUCGGCCCCUCAGCCUCCUGCCGGCCGCUCUGCUCAGUUCAGCCACAGUAGCAACUGCCUGGACCAGGCGCCCUCCCAGCGCCCCACAGACCAGUGCUCGCGCUUCUACUCCAACCUGCCCGCUCUCAUGCAAUCUGGUACCCCUUGCCCCUCCCCCACUCUCCUUGGCACUGCUGCUCGCGCUUCUACUCCAACCUGCCCGCCCUCAUGCAAUCCGGUAGCCACUCCCCUUCCCCUCCCCGCCCCUCUCCCCGCCCCUCUCCCCGCCAUCCCCCCCUCCCCUUCCCCCCCUCCCCUUUCCCCCCUCUCCUGUCACCCCUCGUCGUUGCUUCCACAGUGUAACGUUGCUCCUGUGGCACCUUCUAUUCGUCCCCAUAGGGACUCAUCUGCAGAGAAGGCUAAUCCCAAAGGAGCUGCAGCUCUCACCUCCCUGCCAUCUGCAUCCGCUGCAGUCGCUGCAGCAGCACUGCUCAUCUCACUCUCCCUGGUGCUGCUGCAAUAG